AUGAAUGCCGGUUCCAGUAAUAUUGAACUAGAUACUCUGGACGUGAGCUCUGAAAGAAUAGAGACGGUGGUCCAACCGUUGCCUGUGGCACUUAAGGGGAAGGAUGGUUUGGAAGGCAUAUCAGAGAUCCAAGUCUCUUACAGAGGUCCAGCUCCAGAAAUACCUGAGGAAAGAAGAGAAAGCGAUAAUUUAGAUGAAGAAGAUGAGGAAUUCCCAGAUGGAGGAUUGAAGGCCUGGUUGGUGGUUGGGGGAUCGUUUUUUGGCCUUGUGGCUGACUUUGGCCUGAUUAAUUCCAUGGGUGCAAUUCAAGCCUAUGUUUCCGCGCACCAGCUUUCCAAUGUUUCCAGCUCAACUUCGGCCUGGAUCUUCUCAAUUUUCACGUUCUUCUCAUACGUUGGUGGAAUUUUUUCGGGCAUUCUAUUUGACGAGAUUGGAGCAAAAGUUCCACUGAUAGCUGGGUCGACCCUCUUCUUCGUGGGGCUUUUCUGCACGGCAAAUUGCACCUCGGUCUAUCAGUUUGUUCUUGCUUUUGGUGUGGUUGCUGGACUUGGAGCAGCCCUCUGUAUGGCUCCUUUGGUGGGUGUCAUAUCUCAUUGGUUCAAAAGAAAGAGAGCCACUGCCGUUGGUAUGGCUACCCUUGGAGGCUCCAUUGGAGGCAUCAUCUUCCCCAUCUUGCUCAAUUCCUUGUACACAUCUCUGGGAUUUGUCUGGGCGAUCCGCAUACUAUCGUUUGUGAUUCUUGCAUGUCUUUCUCUGUCGAUUUUGCUAGUGAAAGAACGUCUUUCUGAACGUCGCCAUAUGUCGCCUACAUCUACGUCUCUUCGGGAGAUUUCGUUCAAACAGGUUCUGGCCACAAUCUCCACCUAUCUCAGAAACGCAGUUGACUUCAAGGCUUUGCAAGAUCGCAGGUAUGCUCUGUGUGUCGUGGGGGUCGCUUUCGGAGAGCUUUCGCUGAUCUGCGGACUGACGUAUUUUGCUUCAUAUGCUAUCAGGAUCGGUGCGAGUACGAGUGUGGCCAAUAUGAUGAUCGUGAUAGUGAAUGCGGUAGGUAUUGCGGGCCGUUAUGUUCCUGGACUACUUGCAGACAGAUACGGAGUAUUCAACGUGAUGUCUCUCAUGCUAAUUGGAGUCUUUCUGAGUGAUAUCGUUCUUUGGUAUGGCAUUGGACGCACGGUCAAUUCUCUUUAUGCCUACACAGUGUUUUACGGGUUCUUCUCAGGCUCCGUCCUGAGCAUAUCUCCCGUUUGCUGCAGUGCCAUAUCACCAACUAGAGACUUUGGAAAAAGAUAUGCCACCAUGUAUUUGCUGGCCGGUUUCAUCUUCCUGGUGGGAGUCCCAGUGGCUGGUGCCAUUAUUGGAGACGAGUCCAUUCAUAGGUACGAAUAUUUCAUCCUGUACACCUCCAUACUGGCCCUCAUUGGUGCAUCAGCCUUUGUAUGUGCGAGACUGGCGAUAUCAAGGACGCUCUGGAAAAAGGUUUAA
Molecule: messenger RNA, 1482 nt
Organism: Kuraishia capsulata CBS 1993
Lineage: Eukaryota; Fungi; Ascomycota; Pichiomycetes; Pichiales; Pichiaceae
Exons: 1
Coding region: 1-1482 (493 amino acids)
Biological process (GO): transmembrane transport
Cellular component (GO): fungal-type vacuole membrane
Molecular function (GO): transmembrane transporter activity
Source: RefSeq, a predicted model, not a curated record